AUGAAGAUCAGUGACAAAGAAAUCCCUCAUCCUAUCCACCCACAACACAAGCUAAAACUUGAAUACACAGAGAUCCCAUUCACAUGUGACGGCUGUAAGGAAGCUGGCAUAGGUCUCAAAUACAGUUGCCAUCAGUUUGAUCUGCACAAGGCGUGUGCUGAGCCACCUCUUGUCAUCAACAAUUCCUUCUACAGGAAAUGCACUUUCGAAUUUCACCAUCACCCUCCAGGUGAAGAGAGGAGGAUAUGUGAUGCAUGUAGAAAGGAGGUUCUAGGCUUUGUCUACCACUGCAAGCGAUGCGGAUUCGAUCUUCAUCCUUGUUGUGGAAACCUCCCUCAAGUUCUAGACGACGGCGAGCACAAUCUUUACCUGUGCGUCAAGCUCUCUGGCGCAUGUCAUAAAUGUGGGGGCAAAGGACCAGGUUGGGCUUACAGGUCUCGCUGCAAAACGUAUAACCUUCAUUUGUCAUGUGUUAAGGAGUUGUUAGUGGAAAGCUGGGAAGCCAUGUAUCUCCAGGUGGAUAAAAACAAGGUGAGGGAGAUGCAGACCAGGAUCCCUAGCCUCAAGGGGACGUUGGCAAACCAUCAUGGGAAUGGAGGAAUUAGAGGUGGAAAAGUUAGGAAGUGCUGUCGGAUGGCUGGUGGUGCCAUUCGCAUUAUUGUCUCUGCUAUCCUGGGAGAUCCUACAUCUAUAAUUGCUGCAGUCGUAGGGGGUUUCAUAUCCAAGUAA
Messenger RNA from Dovyalis caffra, 729 nucleotides. NCBI's taxonomy places the organism in Eukaryota, Viridiplantae, Streptophyta, Magnoliopsida, Malpighiales, Salicaceae. The record is from the annotation of a GenBank genome assembly.